Molecule: messenger RNA, 1771 nt
Organism: Sclerotinia trifoliorum
Lineage: Eukaryota; Fungi; Ascomycota; Leotiomycetes; Helotiales; Sclerotiniaceae
Source: the annotation of a GenBank genome assembly
UGUCCAUGAAGCUCAUAAAGUCUUUCCCGGCCAACAAUAGCUCAACGAAGCUAGGCAUUUUGAUUCAUUGGCUCAGAAAGAACAGGAGAGAGUCUUCAUGGGAUGGUUUCGAACGCUAUUGAAAGAAGAGCUAGAACAAAUAGCAUGCCAACUUGUGGGAAAAAAUAGGCUUGGAAAUGGACUCACUGUGGUCCGAUGGAAGACUGGAGGGUAUAACGUGACUUUUCGUGUCAAUUAUGAUGAUGGCUUCCAGGCCAUUAUUCGUUUCGCUGCCCUUGGUCAAUCCCUUUAUCGUACCGAGAACGUUGAAAACGAGGCCAUUGUUCUUCAAUAUCUCCGUAAGAACACGAAUAUUCCUGUUCCCCGUUUAUUAGGGGUUGGAAAAAUUGCUCUCGCACCCUACAUCAUUGAAGAAUUUGUGGAGGGGAGAACUUGCUUCUGGUCCUUUCAUGGAAUCCAGAAUAGAGCGACAAAAUCUGGAUUCCAAUGUUAGUGAGCAGAAACUGAAAAUUCUCUAUAGCGAAAUGGCCGGCAUUGUGCUUGAGAUGUCGAAACCAGAGUUCACGCAUAUUGGCUCUCUGGUUCAAACCGAAAAUGGAUAUGCUAUUGGCAGACGUCCACUCACAAAAUAUGUGAACGAGCUGGCAAUGAAGGCUAAUCUCGCGCCACAACACUUCCCUACCUCAAACUCAAUUUACACGACGUCUGUUGGCUACUUUGGGUCCUUGGUUGAACAACACAUGGCUCAACUUCGCAACCAACGAAACGAUUGCGUGAAAGACGAAGAUGACUGCAAGAAAAAAUAUAUAGCUCGUUGCCUCAUGCUUAGGAUUUCUCAUUAUAUUGCUAUGAAAUACUCUACAGGCCCAUUUCGAUUGUUUUGUGAGGAUUUCCGACCAUCAAAUAUCAUUGCCAACACAGAACCAUUUCACAUCAAUGCAGUUAUUGAUCUCGAGUUCACAUAUGCUGCCCCUGCAGCCUUCACGUAUUCAGCACCUUGGUGGCUUUUGUUACAAAAUCCAGAGGAAUGGGAGCUUGAUCUAAAGGGUACCUUCUUGCCUAGGUACAAACCACGACUUCGUCUUUUUCUUGAGGCUUUGCGGGAAGUCGAAGAAGAACAGAUCAAGAGUGAAAAGCUUCUCGAGGAUCAAAGGCUCUCGGGACACAUGGAAAAAUCAAUGGAAAAUGGAGUAUUCUGGUUUUGUCUUGCAAUAAAGAACAGUCAAAUGUUUGACGACGUUUAUUGGACCUUCCUCGAUGAAAUGUUUUUUGGGCCUUUAGAUAAGCUUGAAGAUCGAAUUCAAUUCCUCAGUGAGGAUGAAAAGAAUGAGCUUCAAACUUUAUAUGAGAUCAAACAAAAGCAAGCAAAUGAUGGAAUUCUAGAUGAUGUCUAUGAUGCAGGAGAUCAAUUGGACUAUUAGAGUUCAUCCAACGGGCCUGGUAAGCUUUAAUUCUUAUUUUGCAAGAGCCUCAUGUUUCUUUCUUCAACUAUAAUUUCAAUAUUUAAAGUAUAUUAAAUCCUUACGGAGCAUGGCAGCCACAAGGUUAGCCUCAACUUCAGCAGCGAAACUGCAUUAUUUUACUUACACUACGAUAUCGAGAGAUAAUAGUACUUUCUCAAGAUAUCUUCUAUAUCAAAGAGAAAGCGGGCGCUGUCAAUAUGAUGGAAAUGUUCCGGUGAUCAUAAGAGUUUGUGGCGGUAACAAAAAAUAAUUAUAUCAAGAUGUGACCCAGCAUUCAAUGUAUAAGUAGUAAAUUGGUAAUUAAAGUU